Psammomys obesus (fat sand rat) is the source of this 3347-nucleotide messenger RNA. RefSeq names its product RAD51 associated protein 2 (gene Rad51ap2). The record is from RefSeq and is a predicted model, not a curated record. NCBI's taxonomy places the organism in Eukaryota, Metazoa, Chordata, Mammalia, Rodentia, Muridae. The transcript has 3 exons. Bases 38 to 3328 code for a protein of 1096 amino acids.
GGCGGGAACCUCCGGCAGAUGCUCGCGGCAGGCGGUCAUGUCUCUGUCGCGCCCCGCGUGGCCUGCGAAGCCCGCCUGGCCUGUCUCCUCAGAAGCGCCUCCUGAGGACCCCGCUGCGGCGUCACCCAGCAGCAAGCGGCCUCGUCUGAAGGAGCCUGACGGCGAUUCUGAGGCAGGGUGGCCGCCGGGAUGGCCGCUGCUUGUGGUGCCUCGCUUGUCUGAGGUAGAAAAGGCCUGGGAGUGGUCGCUCAGACCCUUCACGGCGUUCCUCAUUCCAAAGAGCCUGGGUUGCUCAGGCAGUGGGGGGCAGCCAUGUGGCCCGGGAGGGCAGGACCGAACGUUCCAGACGCAGAGCUGCUGGCAGUCUGGAACCUCUGGAAGAGCAGGUUGUUCGAGGGUUCCAGGAAGGUUUUGUGAAGUUGGGCUGCAGGACAGGGAGGCUCUGGGUGCGUGGCAAGGUUACCAAGCAGAAGUCAGUCAAGCUCCACCCAACACCUCUAGGCCCGAUGUCCAAGGAGUCAAACAGGAGCCUGAAGAACUUCCUGUCCGAGAGAAAGCAACCAUUCUCAAAGAAAAGAAUUCUGUGCGACAGCCAGGAACCCCAUUUCUAUAUGUAACAUUUUCUGAGGAAACGAAGUCAACAUUACAUGAAAUUAGAGACAGAUGUAAAGUUGACAGUGCUAGAACCUCAGAGAAAAAAGAAAAUAAGGUUUCAUCAUCUUCACUAAAAAUACCAAAAUUUCGAAACCAGGCCUGUUUGAAAAGCGCCAAUCACAGCUAUUUUGGAGACAGCAUCACAAUAAUUUUCCCUGUGUUUCCAAGGGAUUUAAAUAGCAACAUGUCCUUUGUCUAUUUAAAGGAAAGAGCAAAGAAAAAGAAUGACAAAACUGUGGCAUAUGUUAGGGAUUUCACAAACAUUUUCUGCUCUCAAAAUAGACCUGAUGCUAAGAAACAAAAGUUACAGGAUGAUAAAAAAAAUGUAUUUGUAGAAAAUGAUUUUUCUGACUAUGAAAGUAAUCACCAGUCACUCACUGUUGAUGGGAAAAUAGACUUGAUCAAUUUAAACUACUAUCGCCACAGUAGUAUUGAGUGUGAUGUAAAAGACUCUAAGAAAAACUCUACUCUAACACUGGAAGAUGCAAACUGGAAGGGAACAGAAAGGAAUCUAGACUGUUACAUACCUACCAGACAAGAAGAAUCUCAAAACUGGGGCUAUACCAAAUCUAAUUUGAAAAGAAAGAGACAAAAUUGUUGGAAGAUGAAAAAUUUUAAGAUUAUUUGUGAAAAUAUAAAUAACCUUGGAGAAAAUUUGGUACAGUUACUAGAGACAGGUCUUUUACACAAGGGAGAGUAUCACAAUGUGGAAGUCAGGAAUGUGCAUGAACAACAGUUAAAGAUUCUGAUGAUAGGAACUCUGGGUACUUCCCCCAGUUUAAUAAAUGUUGUUUGGUUUAAUGGUAAAGGCAGAAAUGACAAUAUGCUACAUCUGAGAUACCAUACUAUACAAAAAUACAUUUCAGGAAAUAAAGAAAAAAGUAGUUUAACCUGGCAUAAAAUGUUGACAUGUGAAAAGCAGACUGAUAUUCAAAAGAGUGACUUUUUGGGCAAGCAUUUACAAAAUUGCAUUUUGGAAGUCUUAAAUAUUAUGCUGAAAACCAAUAUAGUUUCUUUGCCCAAUAACUUUGAUUCUUUCAUAAGAAAUGGAGAUGACUGGGAAUCAGAAGAGAGAUGUAUUUUCAAAUGUAUAGUGCAUUUGAAUUAUUUGAAAACUAUUAUAAAGGAAAGUCAUAUAUAUGUCUAUCUAACAGCGAUGUUAAUUUCUUCAAGACCAUUAGAAAGUAAUACAAAAUCUAUUGCAAAGAAAAGAAAGCUAUUUAAAUUGGAACAUGUUUUUGAAAGGGCUAAGAAAAAAAACAUCAGUUCUCUUACUAUAACAACUAAAAGUUUUCCAAUUUACAAACCACAUGAAGAUUUUCCUCUUUUAAUGGAUUUUGAUAACAUGGAAGGAUUUUCUUUGACAAAAGAACUGAGUUACAAAAAUACAAGUUGUCCCAAACACCUUCUAAAUGUGGAAAGUUGUGCUUACUAUAGUGCUACCCAUGUGAAGUCUGAUCCUCUAUAUAUUCAGAAUAAUUGUGGACAUAAUGAAAAAUAUUAUGAAAGUAGUAUGUACAAUCAAGAUUUAGAUAUUGAAAGAAAAUGGAAGGAUAAAACCACUCAUUUCAUUUUUAAGUUUAUAUGUGAAGAUGUCUUUAAUUUUAGGCAACUGGGCACAUUGCUAAGCCAAAAUACUACAUACAAUAACCAGAUGAAUGUUAUGGCGAUAACUCAGAAGUUAAGCUCAGAGAAUUUGUUAGGUGAAAAAGAAGAGAAAAUAUAUGAUUUUAUUUUGAAGAAAGACGUGAAGGUCACAAAAAGUGCAAGUAGUUGCCAAGCUCAUAAAGCUGUUGACAUAGAGGAGGAAGAGGAUAGUUUUCUCCCAAUGGACAGAAUGUCUUCAGUGCUGUCAGCUUUACUUGUGAGUAGAAGUGUAACUAUGGAAGAAACUAAAUCUGUUAAUCAAAAUAAUGGAACCAACAAAAAAGAGGAUGGAGGUAUUUUGCAAGAAAUUGAGCUAGCUAAUUCAAAGCAUUUUUAUCCAAAGAAUGACUCUAUAUUGUAUGCUAAUCAUCAACUUGAAAGGGAUUCAAAUGAAGAGAACAAUGGAUGUUUUCAAGGCUUAACUGUUAAAUGUUUAUCAACAGAAACUCUGCCAAUAGCAAAAGAUUUUGAUAUGAAGAGUAAAUUUGAUUUAGUACUUGAAGAACUUCGUAUGUUUCAUGAAAUUAGUAAGGAAAAUGAAAUCCCAAGUACCGUGGAAACAAACAAUAGGAAAGAAAAUUACUUUGGAGAAAGUAAUGAUGUUAAAGUGGCAAGAAUGGAGAUAGGAAAAAAUCUAGAAAUGGCUGAAAUCAACAAGAAAGAUACACCUUUGCCCUGUGAUGUGAAAGCAGGCUCCAAUAAAUAUAAAAGGCAUGAAGGUUUAUUUAAUUGGAAAGCAAUACCUACUCUUGAAGGACAGGCAGUUCUCAACGAGUAUUGUUGCCCAAGGUCAAAGGAAGAAUCACUCCAUUCUACUGAGGAAGAUUAUAAGAAACCUUUACCUAAAAGUCCUGCUUUUUCUCCGGAUGAAUGUAAAAAAGAAAAGCAUAGUUAUUUAUUGAAGAAAGGCAGUCAUUUAUCACAUGGCAUUUCCAGAAUACAGCCUCUUAAGACAUGCAGUCGUCCGAUUAGGGUUGGCUUGUCAAGAAGAGCUAGGCCGAAACAACUUCAUCCUUAUCUGAAAUGAAUGAGUUGUAAGGACUUAC